Molecule: messenger RNA, 924 nt
Organism: Spodoptera littoralis (African cotton leafworm)
Lineage: Eukaryota; Metazoa; Arthropoda; Insecta; Lepidoptera; Noctuidae
Source: the annotation of a GenBank genome assembly
AUGAAUCCUAAAAGCCCCGAAGCACGUAGCCGAGAUGAAAAGCCAUUUGAAGGAAUGCUAAUUUCCAAUUCAGAAUUUUUAUAUGAUUUGGAUGGCAGGAGUACAUGCCCUCGCUGUAGUAAAUCUCGGAUGUAUUUCUGCUAUACAUGCUACAUUCCGGUACCCCCCAUUCAGGAAAAAAUCCCACAAUGUAAGCUGCCUAUUAAAGUUGAUAUUAUUAAGCACCAACGAGAAAUCGAUGGGAAAAGUACAUCAGCACAUGCAGCAGUUUUAGCACCGUAUGAUGUUAGUGUUUACACAUAUCCAAAUGUACCAGAGUAUGCUCUAGAUGGCAGAACAGUAUUAUUAUUCCCAGGAGUGUCAGCUAGGACUGUUAAAGAAUUAUUUACUGGACAAAAAGAUGGCCCAAGUUAUUCUGAUCUUUUAUUAGCUGAAUUACCUUCUGGGUACAAUGUUUGUACAAUGAUGACAAAAAUAUUUAAUUCUGAUGAUAUUGAUGAAAUUCAUCAUGUCCAGAAAUUACCUAUAGAUAGAGUAGUACUAAUUGACAGCACUUGGAAUCAAAGUAAAGGUAUUUACGCAGAUGAACGAAUAAGAAAGAUACCCACAAUCGUGUUACAGCAUAGAGCUUCACAAUUUUGGCGUCAUCAACGCGGAAGUCCUAGAUGGUACCUUUCAACUAUAGAAGCUUUACAUCAGCUUCUACUCGAGUUACAUAUAUGUGCAUGGGGAAGAAGUGAACACUACGAGUCAACACUGACAAUCAAUUCUCCCAUACAUAAAGUAGAAGAGGACCAUGUGCAGUGUCAACCUUACUCAGGGCAAUAUGACAACUUACUAUUUUUCUUCAAAUUUAUGUAUGAAAAAUUACAUAGUCUUUAUAAGCAUGAUGAUUUAUUAGCAUAUAAGAGGCCAAUGACAUAG